Molecule: messenger RNA, 1595 nt
Organism: Dermacentor silvarum
Lineage: Eukaryota; Metazoa; Arthropoda; Arachnida; Ixodida; Ixodidae
Product: transmembrane protein 42-like
Exons: 3
Coding region: 83-547 (154 amino acids)
Source: RefSeq, a predicted model, not a curated record
CAGAAGGCCGGGAUAACUGUGACUGCUUUGGUGUGACGAACAUGCCGUUCGUCGUAUCGUGUAAGCUCAUUAGUCGCGAAAGAUGAGGGCAAUGACUCUCUCGCUCCUGUCUGGUUUCCUUGCUGCCCUUGCUUCCCUGUGCGGGAAGUUAUCGAUGGCUAGUGGGGAAACUGCAAGUGUUUGCCAAGUUGUCUUCUCACAUUGGGUGUCUGGCCCGUCAGCACAUUACCUCUGCGAAAAUCUCAUCACGGUUAUACGAGUUGUAUUUUUCUUCCUAAUGAUCGCCUGCAAUGCUGUCAUGUGGACUGUAUUUACAAAGGCAUUACGUCUUUGCACUACGACCUUGGAGGCUGCAGUGACCAACACGGCAUCGAACUUUUUCUUCACCGCUAUUUUUGGCCAGACCUUGUUUGGUGAACAGCUCACACUCCUCUGGUGGCUUGGCACUGUGAUGAUUCUCUUUGGCCUGCUGCUGAUGCACCAGGCAAAUGUGGAGACCAAAGCAACCCACACAGUGCGAGGGCCUGUUCGCCAGAAGAUCAGCUGAAUGUGAUGUGUGGGACCAUCUGUGACACAUGAGCAGCUGUGUCCUUAACUGACUUUCUUUGUGCUGCUUACUGUUUUGUCACUCUCAACAUACACACUUAAAAAAAAAAUGGUGCUCUCUGAUAAUGUUUUUUGCUAAAGCAUGCACUUGCUGUUAAGUAACCUAUACUUCAGAACUCGGUGUGUUGCAGUAAAAGUUGAAAGUCCACUUUGCAUGUGUAUUUCUUGUCCAUAAAUCUUAGUAGCAUUCUGUCUUCUUUUGAUACUAAAGUGCACCUAAGGUUGUGUGGUUCCUCUGAGGUUAGCAUAGGCAUGAUAACUGCUAGGAAAUGCUUGUUUUAGGAAUGAUUCUAAAAACAGGCGUUUUUGAUAGGGCUAAUUUCAUUUGCGGCAUUGCACGUAAGAAAAUGUUAAAGCUGUUGUUAUAGGAGUAGUGAGAUUAUAUUUCCAACUCCUCAUUUUUUGCAUUAAAUGAAGGUCCGGGACCUCGAAACCCUAGAAAGAGUACUGGCAAGCCUCAGAGUACCCUAAAUAAUUGAAUACACCAGCUUUUCUACAGCCAGAGUCAGUUUUAUUGCCCAGCAGGUUACUGUGUUGUGGCGUCAUGACGCAGAAGAGGCUCACGUGGGAGCAGUUCAUUACUUUUGACACCUGCUAUGGCUCGCUCGGUCACUUCCUAUGCUGGUACUCAUUCUGAGGGCCAAUGUAGCAGCAUAGCAGAUGACCGAGUGAACAAGAGCGAGCGUCAAAACAUCGAAAUGUCCUGCUCCUUCGUGACCACCUUCUGGGUCAUUACGUCACGACACAGUAAACUCUGGUGUGACUUUUUCAUGAUGGAGGCUUAAACCUUGAGGUACGUCGUACGAUCUUCAUCAUUAAUGGAGCGGUUUUUAUGCCACACUACUAAAUGCCCGCAUUUAGUAUACAGGUAGAAGAAGGGAACAAAUAAUGUCAUAAAGGUGCACCCCGGCUUGGGUGUUUUGCUGUCAAAGGUAAUGGAUGCAGGAUUGAGGCCGUUGAAGAUCAAUUAAAAUUGGUUGAGAAUCAGU